AUGAGCGAUACAAACUACUGGGUCGUGGACUAUGAUCUUUCCUCUCCUGCUCCACCCGGGUUCCCCAGGGGCCCGACGGUGCUCCAGCCCACGGCGGGGCACCCCGAGCAGGGAACGGCCCUGUGUUUCGUGGGCCUCCUCGUGCUGCUGCUCCUCUUUCUCCUCGUUCGCUGUGUCCGCAUCUUGUUAGACCCCUACAGCAGCAUGCCGGCUUCAUCAUGGACGGACCAUAAGGAGGGACUGGACAGAGGACAGUUUGAUUAUGCACUGGUGUAAAGACGAGGGUUGAAUUCGGUGAUGUGGAAAGGUUCUUAUUUGAGGGACUUUUGAUUGAUGAUGAUGUCAUUGCCCCUCUGAAAGCUUUUUGCCUCUGAUAAUGAAAGAAACUGCAGUAUGUUUGUUGUUUGGUCUGGGUAAUGAGUAAUGCAAGUUGUCCUCUUCGAGAUACGAUAUCAAAAACAUUGAACAGUAACUGUAUAUGGAUGAAAGACACA
Messenger RNA from Thunnus maccoyii (southern bluefin tuna), 494 nucleotides. RefSeq names its product cortexin-1. The transcript has a single exon. Lineage: Eukaryota; Metazoa; Chordata; Actinopteri; Scombriformes; Scombridae. The record is from RefSeq and is a predicted model, not a curated record. The coding region runs from base 1 to 276 and encodes 91 amino acids.